Messenger RNA from Sturnus vulgaris (Common starling), 2983 nucleotides. RefSeq names its product phosphodiesterase 8B (gene PDE8B). The record is from RefSeq and is a predicted model, not a curated record. NCBI's taxonomy places the organism in Eukaryota, Metazoa, Chordata, Aves, Passeriformes, Sturnidae. Gene Ontology annotation, biological process: signal transduction. Gene Ontology annotation, molecular function: 3',5'-cyclic-nucleotide phosphodiesterase activity.
AUGGGCUGCGCACCCAGCAUCCACGUCUCGCAUAGCGGUGUGAUAUACUGCCGGGACUCGGAGGAGUCCAACUCCCCCCACCAGACCACCGCGAUCUCGCAGGGCACCACCACCCUGCACGGCCUCUUCGUUAAGACAGACGCGGCCGACUCCAUCCCCUCCGUCCUCGCCUACCAGAGCCGGCAGCCGCCGCCCUCCGCCGGCCCCCGCCGCAAGGAGCGCAGGGAGUCCGGCGGCGCCUCCGCCCGGUCCAGGACGCCCCACUGCUGCAGCGUCGAGGCGGAGACCCAGACCAGCAGCUCCAGCGCCAAGCAGGCUUCAACUACAGAAGUACAAGUUGGACCCAUGAGAUUGACACAAUACCCAAUUCAGGUUCUGCUGAUCUUUGCAAAAGAAGACAACCAAAGCAAUGGUUUCUGGUGGGCUUGUGACAGAGCAGGAUACAGGUGCAAUGUUGCCUGGACUCUGGAGUCAGCACUUGAAUGUUUCCUGGAUAAGCACCAGGAAAUAAUUGUUAUAGAUCACAGGAACUCCAAAUACUUUGAUGCAGAAGAUAUCUGCAGGUCUAUUCGUGCCACAGAGCUAUCAGAGCACUCUGUAAUACUUGCUGUGGUUCCACGCACAUCUGCUGACCAAGAAGAGAGUUCUGUUCUACCCCUUCUUGAUGCAGGCUUUGAUAGGCAAUUCAUGGAGAACAGCAGCGUUACUGCUUGUUACAAUGAACUGGUUCAAAUAGAACAUGGGGAAGUACGAUCUCAGUUCAAAUUACGGGCUUGUAAUGCAGUGUUUACAGCAUUAGACCAUUGCCAGGAAGCUGUAGAAAUAACCAGUGAAGAUCAUGUCAUUCAGUAUGUUAAUCCAGCCUUUGAACGGAUGAUGGGGUAUUGCAAGGGAGAACUUAUCGGCAAGGAGCUCACUGAACUACCUAAAAGUGACAAAAACUCUGCAGAUCUUUUGGACAACAUAAACACGUUUAUUAAAAAAGGAAAGGAAUGGCAAGGAGUUUACUACGCAAGAAGAAAAUCAGGAGACAGUAUCCAGCAGCACGUGAAGAUAACACCUGUGGUUGGUCAAGGAGGGAAAAUAAGACACUUUGUGUCCCUCAAAAGGCUGCAUUGUACCAAUGAAAACAACAAACAGCUCUACAAGAGUCAUCGUGAGGAUAAGAACACAGGAGACAAUUCCCAGUCAGAAUCCGGUUCUUACAAGUGCAAGAAUAGAAGGAAAGACUCAGCUGAUGUUAAAUCAAUAACAUCUCAAAGUAGUGAUGCUCCAAGUUUACAGACCCGACGGUACUCUUCAAUGGCACGCAUCCAUUCUAUGACAAUAGAAGCUCCUAUCACAAAGGUUAUUAACAUAAUUAAUGCUGCCCAGGAAAACAGCCCAAUCACAGUAGCAGAGGCUUUGGACAGAGUCCUAGAAAUCCUGCGGACAACAGAACUCUACUCCCCUCAGCUAGGUACCAAAGAUGAAGAUCCUCACACAAGUGAUCUUGUUGGAGGUCUGAUGAAUGAUAGCUUGAGAAGACUGUCAGGAAAUGAGUAUGUGUUUUCUAAGAAUAUGAACCUGAGCCAUACUCACCUUCCAGUGCCAAACACCAUCAAUGAUGUUCCACCUUGUAUUGCACAGCUCCUAGAUAACGAGGAAAGUUGGGACUUCAAUAUUUUUGAGUUGGAGGCUGUUACAAAUAAAAGGCCAUUAGUGUAUUUGGGCUUAAAAGUUUUUGCCCGGUUUGGGGUUUCGGAGUUUUUAAACUGUUCAGAAGCAACGCUGCGGGCAUGGCUGCAGGUCAUUGAAGCCAACUACCAUUCCUCCAACUCAUACCACAACUCCACGCAUGCGGCGGAUGUCCUGCAUGCUACUGCCUUCUUUCUCGGGAAGGAGAGAGUUAAGGGAAGUCUGGACCAUUUAGAUGAGGUAGCUGCAUUAAUAGCUGCUACCAUUCAUGAUGUAGACCAUCCUGGACGGACCAACUCCUUCCUGUGCAAUGCAGGCAGCGAAUUAGCUGUCCUUUACAAUGAUACAGCUGUAUUAGAGAGUCACCACACAGCACUGGCAUUUCAGCUUACAACGAAAGACAGCAAAUACAACAUUUUCAAGAAUAUUGACAGAAAUCGCUACCGAACAUUGCGACAGGCCAUUAUUGAUAUGGUUUUGGCAACAGAGAUGACGAAGCACUUUGAGCAUGUGAACAAAUUUGUGAACAGUAUCAACAAGCCUAUGGCAUCUGAGGAGAUCAGCCCACAUAGUGAAGGAAGCAACACUGAAUGUACAGCCAACAUAAAGAAUUUUCCAGACAACCAGACAUUGAUCAAGCGCAUGAUGAUUAAAUGUGCAGAUGUAGCAAAUCCAUGUCGCCCCCUAGAGCUGUGUAUUGAAUGGGCAGGCAGGAUUUCAGAGGAGUACUUUGCACAGACUGAUGAAGAGAAGAGACAGGGCCUGCCUGUUGUAAUGCCAGUAUUUGACAGAAACACCUGCAGCAUUCCCAAGUCUCAGAUUUCCUUCAUUGAUUAUUUUAUAACAGAUAUGUUUGAUGCAUGGGAUGCAUUUGCACAUCUGCCUGUUUUGAUGCAACACUUGGCUAAUAACUAUAAACACUGGAAAACACUGGAUGAUUUGAAGUGCAAGAGUCUCAGGCUCCCAUCAGAAAACAACAACUGACACUAAGUCAAGAAAACUAGACCUCUUGCUCUACCAGUUUCACUGUGAAUCACUUACAGAAACUCUUGGCUACAAAGGGGAUUAAUGUUGCUUUUCCAGUGAAAUUAAGACUGCGUGACAAGAAGGAAAUAUUUUACUCAUUUUUAAGCUUCUAUGAAUUCUACAGAAAAAUGUUUUUAGAGGCUAUAUAAACCACAGAUGACUAAGUGCUCUUUGGAAAUAAUAUUUUGUGGCAGAAAAUGUACUUCUGAAACUAGUUUCUAAUACUGAAUAUGCACUUGUUGAAUCUUGUAGUUGAUACAACAGUAUUCACUAACGCUUC